Messenger RNA from Pocillopora damicornis (cauliflower coral), 2865 nucleotides. RefSeq names its product nicastrin. Gene Ontology annotation, biological process: protein processing. Gene Ontology annotation, cellular component: plasma membrane. Lineage: Eukaryota; Metazoa; Cnidaria; Anthozoa; Scleractinia; Pocilloporidae. The record is from RefSeq and is a predicted model, not a curated record.
UCAAACAUGGCGACUAAAUCAGUUCUUUGGACUGUGUCGAUAUUUCUUGGACUUUUAUUCGCUGCAAAUGGAGAUAAGGUCGCGCAGAAAAUUUACCAACAAUUAUCAGGGGUGAAUCCCUGUGUGCUUCUGACAAAUGCUACACAUCAAAUUGGAUGCACUUCUAGCAUGAGUGGUCAUGUUGGAGUCCUUCACUAUAUUAAAAGUGAAGCUGAUGUUGAUUGGAUAAUAAAGAAUGGAAGCCAUGCACCAUAUGUUCCAUUGUUCAGAUCUGAUCUGUUCACACUUGAAAUUGUUGAUCGUCUCAUACAAAAGGAAAAAAUAAACGGUGCUCUUGUCAUAGCUGUUCCAUCAGGAAAAUACAGAUAUACUCCUAAAACAGAUUCCCCUGACUAUGAAUGUCCUAAAGAUAAUUUUGGAAUCUACAGUGGAGACAAAAAAUAUGAAAACUGUAAAGAAGUGAAAUGGAACCCAAAAGGAACUGGAAUGUCUUUCAAGUAUUUUGAUAUUCCCAUGUUUGCUUUGAAUGACGAGGCAGAAGUGGAUGAUCUUCUCAAGUGUUAUAAGACACACAAUAGUCAAGAACACCCUGAUUACCCACUGUGUGCUGUGCAGUUAAAGGAUUUCAUGUAUGCAGCCAAAGACACUCCAACCUGUGUGAGGAAAAGCAAUAUACCAAAUCCUAUUGGGGCCAACUUUUGUAUGCCUCUUGGAGACAAGAAUGUUUGGGGUACUCUUUAUCCAAUAAAGAAGAAAAAAAAGGUGGUAAUGCUGGCCACUAAGUUGGAUUCCAAUUCAUUCUUUCAUGAUCUGGUCCCUGGAGUAGAUAACGAUGGUUCCGGAAUAGUGGUAGCUUUGGCUGUGGCCAAGGCGCUCGGAGCACUGAAAAGAAAUGUGAGUCUUUUCCUUGUAAAGAUCACUCAAAACUUCAUAUUCAUUAUUAUGCAUCCUGUUGAUGGCAAAGACCUUACUUUAAAAACUGGGGAUAUCAAAUAUUUCCUGGAGCUAAAUCAAGUAGGACUCUCAAGGAACAAGUUGUGGGCACAUUCUGAUCCAGUUUCCACUAAAGAUUCAGAAACCGAGGGAAAGGUUAAUAAUAUUGUGAAAGCUCUUGAAAAUGCAGGAAAAAAAUUUAACCUGGACAUCCAGGAACCCGCAGACAAACCACUGCCUCCAUCAUCUUUCCAGAUGUUCUUGAAAAAAAACCGCUCAAUACCUGGAAUUGUGUUGACAGACCACAAGGAGGAAUAUUCCAACAAAUUCUACAACAGCCAUUUUGACGAUCUUUACCAAGUUGGUGGAAAUGUAUCCAUGGAUAAUGACACAGUUUAUGUCAUCACAGAAUUCACAAAGAAACUUUCCAACAUCUCAUCAACUGUAGCCACAGCUCUGUACACUCUUGCCAAUGAUGGAACUGCACCAGACUUUGACAUCAAGGCUGAUGAAGCCCUGGUUGGUCAUCUUAUUUUCUGUCUUUUCAACCGUUCCGACUGUCCCCUUUACAGACAGGCUUCUGACAGCAACAAAACUUGGACAAGCUUUAAAAAAACCCCAGUCAGUUUAAAACCGUUUCCUCGUUAUGUGAGUGUGAACAGCUCAAGCAACGCUCUGACAAGAACUGUGAAGUAUCUCCUCUUGUACUUCACUGGUUAUCAUUUUCCUCCGGGCAAAUAUGAAGAAUGCAAGGCAUCUGACGGCGUCGAAAAAAUCAAAGUCCUUGGCCAAAAACUGCAAGGUCUUUGUGUGACUGGUUCGGUGUUCGAGUCACCAGCUGUAUCUCCUGCAUUUGUUGAAGAAAACUACGAUUCUGCUGAAUAUUCUACUUGGGCUGAGAGCACAUGGAACGACGAUCUUACAGUUCAAUUAUUUCUUGUCGCAAGCCCCAAAUUAGAGGGCGUAACGCUGGGUGCUGGACUCACAAUUACCUUCCUUUCUUUCGUACUUGUAUACUUUAUUAACAAGAAGGCUGACGUGAUCUUCACUUCCACUGAUCCUCUAAGUUCUGAACUCGACAAUUAAAGCUUUUUUACAAGUCCAGCAAUACAAGUUUAGAAAUCCUCCCAAUGACAGCGUAAUAAAUUCAAGUGACAGGUGGCGUGAAGUAAAGAUCUGACAGGGUCUCGGCUAAAAAGGCAAAUUCUCCCAUGGAGGUUAUAAAGAGUACGUUAAAACAGCAUGGCGAAUUGAAGUCGAUCAUGAGUUUGACAGAGUUCAGCAAAUAAGUUCUCACGAUACUAAACAACGGACCUGAUUAAUGAAGAAUGUCACUAAAGCAAUUAAUAGGACACAAGGCUGCCCUCUCUUAAGGAGUCGGAGGACACAAGUCGUCUAAUCCUUGCAGCUGUAGUCUCCGAUGAAGAGCGAAUCACCUCCGAGGAUAUUCCGAACCCGCGAUGAUUUGUCGACGAAAGCGGCUAUCGGGCAAUUUAGAUCUUGUUAACGAGAAUAGAAACUUCAUUUUGUCAAACUGAGAAUUGUGUUGAUUAUAAGAGACGAUUUACUCUAGCCUUUUCUCUUAUUUUUGUUUUUUUAUUUCCUUGGAGUAGAUAGAAAAUUAUUUGUUGUUAGGAAAAGAUUAAUCGUCACAAAUCAACAUCUCGAAUGUAUUUAAAAAAUGGUCGAAAUUCUUAAGAAGGCUUAUGUCUGAAAUAAGACACACUCAUGACAUCUAUUUUUCUAAACAGUUUUACUGAUUUUUUGAAGCCUGAAAUUUUUUUUUUUUUUUUAACCUCAGAACAGAGCGCUGGUAAAAUCCGGUUGCUUUCGUAGCUAUGAAAAGAAAUGGUUGCACAUUCCCACCCAAAGAAGUUCAAAAUUGUCUUCAGCUGUUCAAGAGAAAUAAAUUUAUGAUUUAUGAGUGGAAGA